This is a messenger RNA of Venustampulla echinocandica, 3414 nucleotides long. RefSeq lists its product as uncharacterized. Gene Ontology annotation, biological process: protein polyubiquitination; ubiquitin-dependent protein catabolic process. The record is from RefSeq and is a predicted model, not a curated record. The transcript has 3 exons. Gene Ontology annotation, molecular function: protein binding; ubiquitin protein ligase activity. Bases 1 to 3414 code for a protein of 1137 amino acids. Lineage: Eukaryota; Fungi; Ascomycota; Leotiomycetes; Helotiales; Pleuroascaceae.
AUGUUUCAGUCUUUCAGUGGCAGCUCUCGUCGCCCACGUCAAGUCAAUCUCUCGGGCCAGAAUCUCAAUCCCUUUGCAGCAACUUCGUGGUCGCCAUCUGCUUCCGGCACCCAGAAGACCGUUGCGAAUGCCCAGCAGGAGAGGCAACAGCGCCAGCAAGAACGAGACCGCCUCAAUGCCUCGAAACGGAUACAGAGGACAUGGCGAGGCCACAGGGUGAGGAAAGAGCUGGCAGACUCGCGGCGAAGUGCUUGGGACGAGACCAAUGCAAGACCACAGGAUGGUGAAGGCGUAUUGGUUGAGCAGCUACAACUUAUACUGCACUUUUUCAACCAGCGACGGAGAGACGACAUUGAUCGAUUAAUUAUUAUGAGCCAGAGGAUACCCCAUGUGGGCUAUGAUACAUUCUUAGAGCUUCCGGCAAUCCAGCCACUGCUUCCUCGAUUAGCAACUGUUACUCUUAGCGCUCUACAGAGGGCGCAUGUGGAUAAGGACUUGGUGUUGACCGCAAUAAAAAUUCCGUUGGAGGGGCGCUCUGGGCUGGAUAGUCACGAUGAAGCAAACUUUGAUGCACAUGCAGCUUUUGCAUUCUAUUUCCUAACAACUCCCAACUUAGCAGCCGCGUUGGGAGGGUUGGAGCAAUUGGCAGGUAUCAUAGAUAUCCGGCUCGUCUCGAUCGCCUUGGUUCGCGGAUUCUCUUCGGACGUGGCUAUCCAAGUGCAGAAUGAGAGUAAACUUUGGCUCCUUGCUAACUUCAUCUCUCUUCACCGGCUUCAGCAUCGAGAUAGUCAAGAACCGGAUUUCCUAAGAGCCUUAUCGAUUCAAUUAUCAAACUCAUCGGCCGACAUCGUGGGCCGUAUUGAUGCUACGGAUCCCGAUGUCUUGCAGCAAUCUGCUGAUAGCGAUGAGGUAGAGACAGAUAACAUACCACCGUUACCACAUUUCGUGAAGGAGGAGCUGUUAUCUCUAGUCAACCAAUCUAGCAUUACAGGCCUACUGGCGAAGUUCAAUAUCGACUACGCAAAAGCUUCUGCAGCUGGGGAAGAAGAUGCGAGCUUACUUGCAAGUUAUGCACUCACUCUGCUGAGGAUAUUUCCGCGCCGAGGCGACGAAAUUCGGAUGUGGCUGUACCUUGGAUCCAUGACCACUUCCGCCGGCGCCCAAAUUCCUGCCUUGAAAUUCUUUUGGCAAUCUAUGAGCAAGACAGAUAUUUUCUCCGCCAUCAAGGCUGACUCGAAAGCCGCGUUACCCACUCUGCGGUCCCAGACACAAGCUCGAUCGGUAUCCCCGGCAUCAACCGAGUCAAUUAAAGACCGAGAAUGGCGGACCAUAUUGCUAUUUCUCGAGCUAUACACAUUUGUGCUCAGAUUUACAGAUGACGAAGAAUUCCUAGGUGGCAAUGAUCCUGGAUUUGGUGAAGUCACUGGGCCGAUCUCCCGAAUUCGUGCGAGUGCGCUUCCGAUUCAGGCCGUCAAGUACCUCACAAUUUUCCUAAAGAACUUGGCAUUUACGAUGUAUUACAACGCAGGCGAGUUAUCUGAUGGCGACCAGCAAAGCAUGGAAGGCGGGCUUGGAACAUAUUUUGGAACCGCCAGUUCCUCCAGGUUUUCUUCGCCCCAAGUCGAACAAGUUGCGAAACCUGUCACCAGUCGACCGUUUGCGGGUAUUGCUGGCAUGACAUUUAACUACGUAAGAACGAUAGUCACUGGUGUUAUGCGCAUGCUUUACGAACGAGAUUCGAGACGCCGAUUUUUACCAAGUGGCCAUUGGCUCAUGAUAUCUCGAUUCGACAUGGAAGGAUUCAUUCCGGCGGUUGUUAUGGAAGAGGAAAGGCAGCAUGAAGUUAGAGAAGAGGGAGAAGAUGACGAAGAUGCCGACAUUGAAGAGGACCUUGGAAGCAGGCAUGACUUGGGCCUCGUAGGCAUGUCAAGGCCGAGGCGGGCUGUUCAAAUCGAGAAUUUGAGAAGGCAACAACAUAAGACUGCCCGGAAGAAAAUUCUUGCUGCGGUUGGUCCAAGACUUGAGGUGUUACAAAACAUGCCCUUUGUUAUCCCCUUCGAGACCCGCGUCCAAAUUUUUCGACAGUUCGUUCUUCUCGAUCAAACUCGUAGGCGAGAUGGGAAUGUGGAUCCUGACAUAUGGCGCAUGUCCAUCAUCCAACAAUCGCACAUGCCAUCCAGGCAUAAUAGAUUGGGAGGAAACGAGCUUCUUGGUCGACAUCAUGCGAAGAUUCGAAGAGAUCAGGUUUUCGAAGAUGCCUAUGAGCAGUUUUACGACCUUGGUGAAGGCCUGAAAGAACCGAUCCAAAUAACCUUUGUAGACCAAUUUGACACGGUUGAAGCUGGUAUUGAUGGAGGCGGCGUUACCAAAGAAUUUCUUACAAGUGUUACGAGUGAGGCGUUUCGUCCGCAGGAUGGCCUGAACUGGUUCGUUGCCAACGAUCAGAACCUAUUAUACCCGAAUCCUUCUGUACUUGAUGAGCGACGGGAAUAUAUGAGACAGGUCGGCAUGACUGAAUCGUCAGCUGCGUGGCGGGAAACUAUCAGGGAGAUACUCAGACGCUACGAAUUUCUUGGCCGUGUAGUCGGAAAGUGCCUUUACGAAGGCAUUCUAAUCGACAUUGGCUUCGCCGGGUUCUUCCUCCUUAAAUGGGCUAGUUCAGGGGCUACUGGGUCUGAGUCGGGAUAUCGUGCCAAUAUCAACGAUCUUCGGGAUCUCGACGAAGGCCUAUAUCAAGGUCUAUUGAAACUGAAGAAUUACCCCGACAACGUGGAAGAUUUCGGUCUUGAUUUCACUAUUACGGAUACAGUCUCUUUACCAGGCGAACCCACACAAACAAUCACGAGGGAGCUCAUGCCUAAUGGGUCAAAUACCCCGGUCACUAAUGAGAAUCGUCCUCUCUACGUGUCGUAUGUUGCACGACAUCGCUUGCAAGUUCAGCCUUACCAGCAGACGCAAGCCUUUCUAAAGGGCCUUGGUGAAAUCAUCAAGCCGUCCUGGCUAUCGAUGUUCAAUCAAUCCGAACUUCAGACACUUGUGGGAGGAGACUCGUCAGAAAUUGAUGUGGAUGACCUAAGGAGGAACACUAUUUACGGUGGAAUCUAUCAGAUUGGCGACGAUGAUCUCGAACAUACCACUGUCCAAAUGUUCUGGCAGGUUAUGAAAGAGCUGGACGAUGAAGAGCGUCGAAAAGUCUUGAAAUACGUAACAUCGACCCCAAGGGCACCACUAUUGGGGUUCUCACAAUUGAACCCGAGAUUCAGCAUUCGCGAUGCCGGAAGCGACGAGGAGCGAUUACCUAGCACAAGUACAUGCGUCAAUUUGCUAAAGCUCCCAAGAUAUUCAAACCCAAUCAUACUGAAGCAGAAACUUCUCUACGCUGUUAACUCUGGCGCUGGUUUUGAUCUUAGUUAG